Messenger RNA from Metopolophium dirhodum (rose-grain aphid), 2202 nucleotides. RefSeq lists its product as uncharacterized. Lineage: Eukaryota; Metazoa; Arthropoda; Insecta; Hemiptera; Aphididae. The coding region runs from base 289 to 2160 and encodes 623 amino acids. Gene Ontology annotation, molecular function: DNA binding. The transcript has 2 exons. The record is from RefSeq and is a predicted model, not a curated record. Gene Ontology annotation, cellular component: nucleus.
ACAAAAUUUCGAAAUAAGUUUCAUUGACCAAUAACUACGGUCUAAGUAUAACUAUUUUUAUAAGUUGUUGAUGUAUUACAUUAGUUAUGUUAUGAAGAAUCGAAUUCAAUUGAUACAUUUUUACCUCCAUAAUAAUUGUCGAUAAGAAAAUUGAUAAGAGUAAAAAUUAUUUUACCUCCAAAGAAUGUGUAUCAACUUUGUUAUCAUGGUUCUCGUGAACAAAUUGUGAUAACUCCAAAAUUUUUUUUUUCACUUUUCGGCGUUGUUGUGGAGAAUUAAUUAACAAACAUGCCAAAAGUAUAUAAGCCAGAUCCGCGCGGCAAGCGUUAUCAAAAACCUAACAAAUCUGAUUUAACUAAUGCUGUUGCUGCUGUCAAAUUCAAGAAGAUGUCCUACAGAGAAGCUGAGUCAGUUUACGGUAUCAAUUAUUCAGUUAUUUACAGACAUGUUAAAAACCCGGAGAUCAAAACACAAGGAGGCCAAACAUCACUUUCUAAAGAAGAAGAGAAUUUAAUUGUAUCAGGUAUUUUGUUAUGCGCUGAAUGGGGUUAUCCGUUUGGCAGAUUCGAUUUAAGAUUAUUAGUUAAUGGAUACCUUGAACGCCGGGGAAAAAAGGUUAAAAGGUUUAAAAAUGGUACUAUGCCUGGUCGAGAUUGGGCAGAUAGUUUUCUCACCAGACAUAAAAAUAUUUUAGCUGUUAGAAUGUGUCAGAAUAUAAAACGUUCUCGGGCAGGUGUUACAAGAAGUACAAUCAAUUCAUAUUUUGAUAACCUUACAAAUUCACUUGAUAGUGUACCACCAUCUAAUAUAUUAAAUUACGAUGAAACAAACUUAACAGAUGACCCCGGUCGUCGAAAAAUUAUAACUAAACGUGGUACAAAGUAUCCAGAAAGGGUAAUGAAUAGUAGUAAAACAUCAAAUUCUAUCAUGUUUGCUGGUACGGCAGAUGGUAUAUUGCUCCCACCUUAUACUGUUUAUAAGGCAAAAACAAUAUCUGACAGUUGGCGCUUAGGUGGUCCAAAAGGAUCAAGAUAUGCAUCAAGCCAAUCUGGAUGGUUUGACAGUUACUCAUUUGAUGACUGGAUUAAAAGUAUUGCUAUACCAUACUUGAAAAAAUUACCUGGGAGAAAGAUAUUAAUUGGUGACAAUUUAUCCAGUCACAUUUCAAUGGAAUCAAUUAAAGCUUGUAAAGAACAUAAUAUUUCAUUUGUUUUUUUACCUGCAAACUCUACUCAUCUUACCCAGCCACUUGAUGUUGCCUUUUUUAGGCCACUGAAGUGUCAUUGGCGUAUUAUAAUGGAAAACUGGAAAAAUGGGGAUGGAAGGAAUGAGUGUUCGGUACCUAAAGAUCGUUUUCCACGACUUCUCAAUAUUUUGAUGAAAAAAAUAUCAGAAAAUUGUGCUAAUAAUUUAAAAUCGGGUUUCGAAAAAUGUGGAAUAUACCCUCUAAAUCGUGACAAGGUAUUAAAUAUGUUGCCAGUAGAAUAUGAUGACCCAGAUGUUUCUGAUCAUGUCAACAGUAGUUUAAAAGAAUUUUUAAAAACUAUGAGAAGUCCUGAAACAACAAAUGUGCGUCAAAAGAGAAAAAAAUUGAAUGUUCAACCAGGACAAAGUGUUGAGGUUGUGAGGAGUUCUAAUUCUGAACAUGAAGAUCAAUCUGAUUCUUCCAGUACAGUUGACCAACCAGAAGAUGUUGUUGAUUCUAUUAUAUCCCCAGCAGUAAUUUCAGAUGAUAGCUCAGAUGAAGAAGAUGAUAGCUCAUAUGAAGAAGAUGAUGGUGAUGUAAAUAUUGAGACUUUACCACAUGUUAUAAAAUACAAUCAACGUUUUGACAAUGUCCAUCCUAUUUCUCAAAUGGCUGAUGUAAAAGAUGGAAUGUGGUUACUAGUUAGUUUCGAGGUCAUAUCAAAAAAAACAACAACUAGUAAGAAAAUUUAUAAGUAUUAUAUUUGUAAAGUUUUAAAAUGUGAUCAUGGUGAGUUUAUUGGUACAUCUUUAAGAAACAUCAAUACAAGAGACCAUUUUGGAUUUAUAUAUGGGUUCCCAAAUGUUACAGACGAAUUUACAUUUAGUUUCUUCCAAAUAAUUGGUAAGCUGGAUGACCCUAAACCAUAUAAAAGAGGUUUAUUUAAAUUUAAAAUUAACUACAAAUCAUUAUAAGUAUUUGUUAUAUAAAUUGUACAUUUGUACUUACCUAUAUUC